Diaporthe amygdali is the source of this 666-nucleotide messenger RNA. RefSeq lists its product as uncharacterized. The transcript has 3 exons. The coding region runs from base 1 to 666 and encodes 221 amino acids. The record is from RefSeq and is a predicted model, not a curated record. NCBI's taxonomy places the organism in Eukaryota, Fungi, Ascomycota, Sordariomycetes, Diaporthales, Diaporthaceae.
AUGCUGUUUAGCGAAGCUAUGUUUCGUUCAGAAGGGUUAUCAGAACGGGCGUGGAAUCGCUCCACCUUGAAGACGGCACAGAUUGGCUCACAUUUACUCCAGGCACCAACAUGCACGAGUUACGUAAUCCCAGCGACCGCUGUGCCUCCCGUCUACCAACACAUGCAGCGCACCUGCCACGAUGGCUCCGAGCAGUUGGCACGUCUGAGACAGAUAUUUUGGUCGAUUCCUGGUCUGAAAGCUGCACUCACAAUGGCCAGCAGGAAGAGGCGCGACAGUGGGCCCGUGGCCGCCCCAGCCGAGUCUAAGGAAAGCGCAAGCCACAUGUCAGGCCCCAGCGACGAACAGGCCACACGGUGUGUAGCCUCUAAAGCGGACCCGAAGCUUUGGGAACUUGCGAAAUCUUUACCGACGGAAGAGCUUGAGACUGAAACAAACCCCGUGCGCCGCCGGAACAUCGAGGCAUGCCUUAAGUAUGUCAAUGAGAAUGGCUAUCCGUACCCAAACGAGGUGUUUAUUGCCAUGGAUGGUGUCGUUAAACACGUGACUGAGCGCGAAUGUGAGGCUAUGGACUGGGCUUCACUGACCGAUAGUGGUAAAAAGGAUGAGGCCUUCUUGAUGUUGGGCCCUGAGUAUGGGCUUGAUGAGAAUCGCCUGAUGUGGUGA